Molecule: messenger RNA, 2125 nt
Organism: Centropristis striata (black sea bass)
Lineage: Eukaryota; Metazoa; Chordata; Actinopteri; Perciformes; Serranidae
Gene: adat3
Product: adenosine deaminase tRNA specific 3
Exons: 2
Coding region: 67-1101 (344 amino acids)
Cellular component (GO): cytoplasm; nucleus
Molecular function (GO): tRNA-specific adenosine-34 deaminase activity
Source: RefSeq, a predicted model, not a curated record
UUUUAAAUAGUUGCACACGAGUGGAGCAGCUGAUUGGACUCGGAAAGAUAUUUUCUUUAAGUUUUGAUGUCGAAAGAGGAGAACACCGAAACAAUGGAGCCACAGACGAAACGCUGGAAAGGCUCCGUGUGCUGCGACACUGACUCCUGGACCGCUUACCCUGUCCUGUCAGACGAGCAGUCGCAAGACGUGGAGCUGAUCGAGGCGUUCGCUGCACCCAUCGUCAACAAGAAGGAGACCUCUCGACUCAUCCGGGAGCUGAGCAGCCUCUACCCGCUGAACGGCCUCCAGCACAUCAAGAGGGUCCGAGCAGUCAAGGAGAAGGGCAGCGCUCAUCCUCUGGAGGUCCUGGUGUGCCUCGUCAGUGAAGCGCCACACGUCGACUCUCUGCUCCCCGCGGAUGGAGUUGGACGUGACGGGUUGGGUGAGCCUUUUGUGGUUAAGGUCCCUGCACGCCCGCCCUUGACCCGACCCCAGUUUGAGCUGGCGAGCAAACACUGGCCCACCUCCUUCCACGAGGACAAACAGGUGACGGUGGCCCUGAGAGGAGAACUCUUCAGCCCGCCUCAGAAAGCCAGGAUGCACACGUACAUGGCGGCAGCUCUGACGGCCGCAAAAGCGGGGAGCGAGUUGAGAAUGGAGGCGGUGGGCGCCGUGGUGGUCGACCCGGCGACGGAGACGAUCAUCGCAGUGGGACACGACUGCACCGGGGAGCACCCCCUUCAUCACGCAGUCAUGGUGUGUGUUGACCUGGUGGCUCGGAGCCAGGGGGGAGGAUGUUAUACUUUUGACAGAUACCCUGAUUGUAGAUUUACUUUGCCAUCCUCAGACAGUCAGAUCCUCCAAGGCUCCCAGCCGUACAUAUGCACUGGGUAUGACCUUUAUGUGACCCGGGAGCCUUGUGUGAUGUGCGCCAUGGCGCUGGUUCACUCCCGGAUAGGUCGAGUCUUCUAUGGGACCGCCUCUGCUGACGGGGCCUUCGGGAGCAAAUAUAAAAUCCACUCGCAGAAAGAUUUGAACCAUCGAUUUGAGGUUUUCAGAGGAGUUCUGGAAAAGGACUGUGAGGAUCUUAACGGUGUGGGCAUCAAAAGAGGAAGUUAAACUUUCGCUUUAAAGUAGAUAAUUAAUGUGCUGAGUUUUAUUAGUGGGCCUGGAGCUGGAGAUUUGAGUUAUCAUGGGUGUAAUUACAGACAUAAACCAAUGUUUUACUCAAGUUUUUUUUUUUUAAAUAAAGUUUUUAAUCAUUUAUUCAUUCGUUUUUUAGCCUGACUUUGUGAACAUUAGUGAGAUAAAAGUUCAAAUUUAGUGGCAAUAACAGUAAUUUUCUCUUAUAAGCCCUUUUUAAAAUUUAUUUAUAUUAAAUCAUUAUGCAAAAUUGAUGGCAGCCCAUUUCCGCCAAUGGGAUGAUGGGAAAAAAAUUAUAAAAAACCUCCUCAAUAUAAUGACUGUGUUCCAAAUCGCAUAUUUUCUCUUUUUACUCAGUACAAAGUAGCCAGAAAAGCAUGCUGACUUUAGGAUAUCCUGGUAUUUUUUUGGCUUACUAAAUAGUAUAGUAAUAUGGGUAUUAGGAGCUUGUAUGUCAAAACAAUAAGUUAAUAUCUAAAAACUAGUCACGUGGUGUCUCAAAAAUAAUGACAAAACUCUCAAAAUAAUGCUAUUUCUCAGAUCUCUAAUAAUGAUGAUAAUGAUUUUGAUUAUUAAGAAAGCCAUGGAAAAUGUCUAGAUAUCAGCUCUGAAAUUAAACUCUUAUGAGCUAUUUUUUUUUGUUAUCAUUAUAUUUGUCCAAACAAAUGUACCUUUAGUUGCACCAGGCAUUAAAAUGAACAAGAAAUUCAAGAAAACAAGGAUGGUCUAAUCUUUUUUUCCAUGACUGUAUGUACAGUAUUCAAUUGAAUAUAUAUUUCAGAAAUGAAUAGCAAAUUAUCACAUUCUGUGUUAUUUCCAUUUUAGAAAAUGUCCCACACUUUGUGAAUCAAGGUUGAACUAGUGAAGAUCAAAGUAAAGUGUGAUAAUCUGAGAAAAUCUUCACACUACCUGACUUUUCAUUUGUGUAAAAAAACUGAACACAAACGACUCAGUACAUGUCUGAUAUUCCAUCAGAAGCACGAGUGAGGAGGAAACACUU